AAAAUGAUAUACAGUACUUCGGUGAUGAGCAUGGUAAAACUUUUAGAAAUAGAAGAAUCUUUGAAAGCCAACUUGGAAGUUUACGUUCAAGAAAUGCAGUCAAAGCUGGAUAUGAUUAAAUUAUAUCAAGAGUCGCUAAAAAGGGAAACGUUAACCACUCUGGAAGAGAAGGAAGAGUAUGUGGCCAACCCUUUGAAUGCAUAUCCGUUGCUCAGACGCCUCAAUCAAGAUUGGCCCAAAUGGCUGAGAUAUAUAAAACUGGCGAUAGCUACUAGGAAAAUCAAAGAAAUGGAAGUGCACCUUAAGUCAGCACCAAAUGAUGAUGACCUAAAAGUUGCCCUUAAGGGAAUGACCCGAAUUGAACAAUUUUACGAUCAGCACGCAGAUGAUUUAACCAAGGGUUUUCUAAUGGGAAGAAAAUUUAACUCCAAAUUGACUGCUCCGGACUGUGUUGCCUUAGGAGAUUUCUACUACAACCAAACUCAAUACUCCGGAUCCACUCACUGGUAUCGCAUGGCGUUAAGAUUGCACACCUUUUCCGAAGGCAUGCUGUACGAAAAAGUUUUGGGUUUGAAACGGAAAAGAAUCUACAAAAAAUAUGCCAAGGCCUUACUGAAAGAAUCCGUAGCGUCGGAUAAAGCGAAACUCACUGCGACAGAGACAAAUGAAUGGGACAACUUGGCCAAACAGGUCGUAAAAGAAGACAACUAUGAAAACGUGAAAAUGUUAGUUGAUGAAUACCUGUCAGGUGACGAGAAGAUCUUUCAAGAGGAAGCUGCUAGACUAAAGCCCAAGCCAUCUAAACUAAUGCGCGGUUGCCGAGGCGAGUGGCCGAAGAAAUCCUCGCCAGAACUACUAUGUCGCUAUCAAAUGGACACAUCAGCGUUUGUUAGGAUAGCACCACUUAAAUUGGAAUUCUUAAGCCUGAAACCUUUGGUAGUUCUUUACCAUGACGUUCUCUAUGAAAAGGAAUUCAAAUCAAUGAGAGACAUAGCUAUAUUUAAUGCCACUAUGAGUGAUGGUUGGACAUAUGUUGAAUUUGACAAAAAGGGAAAGCCAAAACCACAGGAUCGAGUAGUGAAAAUGAUUACCUUUCAGGGCACUACGGCCCCAUUUACCCUCAGCAUCAAUCGACGGAUUGCAGAUAUGAGUGGUCUAGAAAUGCGAGAGAAUAUGAAUCUGUACCUGACCAAUUACGGUCUGGGUGGUCAUUUUGGUAAGCAUGUGGACUACGUGGAGCUGGCCAAAAGACCUACAGAUUUCUUUGCUGACUAUGGAGGCGAUAGAAUAGCUACAGCUUUACUCUAUGCAACUGAUGUUCCUUUGGGUGGAACUACUGUUUUUACAAAACUGAAAAUAGCCGUGGAACCCAAAAAGGGUAACGCAUUGAUCUGGUUCAAUUUGAAUCAUGCUGGAGAUCCUGAUCCACUAACAGAGCAUUCCGUUUGUCCUGUCGUAAUGGGUUCCAGAUGGACAAUAUCAAAAUGGAUUCAUGAGCGUCAGCAAGUUUUUAAGAAACCUUGUUUCGCCUAAUAUGCAAAUGUAAAAUUCUAUUAAAGUCGCCAUUAGUAAGGCAUGUG
Molecule: messenger RNA, 1580 nt
Organism: Drosophila takahashii
Lineage: Eukaryota; Metazoa; Arthropoda; Insecta; Diptera; Drosophilidae
Product: prolyl 4-hydroxylase subunit alpha-1
Biological process (GO): peptidyl-proline hydroxylation to 4-hydroxy-L-proline
Cellular component (GO): endoplasmic reticulum
Molecular function (GO): L-ascorbic acid binding; protein binding; procollagen-proline 4-dioxygenase activity
Source: RefSeq, a predicted model, not a curated record